Phytophthora infestans T30-4 is the source of this 1215-nucleotide messenger RNA. RefSeq lists its product as uncharacterized. The coding region runs from base 1 to 1215 and encodes 404 amino acids. The transcript is spliced from 7 exons. NCBI's taxonomy places the organism in Eukaryota, Oomycota, Peronosporomycetes, Peronosporales, Peronosporaceae. Gene Ontology annotation, molecular function: protein binding. The record is from RefSeq and is a predicted model, not a curated record.
AUGCUGUCCACCAUCACGUUGGACGGAUUCGUCGACUUCCUCAAUGCGUACAUGGAGUAUGAGGACUUCUUCUCCUUCAAUGACCUCGCACAGAUGUGUAGUGAGAUGAAUUUUGCGCAAUUUCUGGAGAUGUUUUGCCGUGUAGCUUGUGCACUGCACCACAAACUAUUGCUUGGAGAGGGAAUACAACUUCGACGAGCUGUUGAGUCCUGUCGUCUCGAGUUCAGCCUCGAAGUUCUUUUCGAUCACUUGAGUAUCAAGCUUAUUCCGAACGACGAAUCCACGAACCUACAAAAAAUUCGCGAUGUUGUUCGGCUUGAAGCUGCUGACUACGCUAUAUUUCCGAAACCCAGAUAUCGGGUAAAACGCGAAGGUAGUUUGGCAACGGUAGGCCAGCUAUCAAGAAGACCGAAGGUUGCCAUGCCUCCUGCGCUCCCUUCAGACGCCAUUCAACUGCUUGAGAGUGCUCUGAAAUUCCAGAAUAUGGCCCAGUACAAUAUGGCGUUGAAUACUCUUGAUCUCUGUAAACAGUGUUAUCAAGAACAGUUCCCUCCACCCAGUGACGAUCAGGUUGACCCAAUUUGGACUGAAGUUCAUCUCUUUUUCACUCUUCAAGCGGCAAGUGUCUACGAUAGUGCUCACCGAGAUACACAAGCUUUGACGAAGUACUACGAGGCAAUGAAGUUGGCUCGUCAAUUACCGGUAGCACAUCCAGGACGACUAUUAGUCAUGAGCUGCAUCGGAGCCACACUGUUCUAUGUUGGUGAACUCGCUUUGGCACAGCAAUGCCACCAAUUAGUUUUGGAUGCUCGAAAAGCUACCAAGAACAACACCACAAACUGCGUCCUCGUGGACACAGCAACAGCCAUGAACAACGUUGCGUGCUGUUUAUCCCAGGAUCAGAGUGACGUGGCCUCUAAAUCCCUGGACAACGCGUAUUUGCUGCUCAAGCACGCUAGACAGAUUUAUGUCGAUGCUUUCGGGCCUGCACACCCUCGCGUCGAACUAAUAUCACGCAACUUGGAUCGUGUUAGAGCGUGUCAGCAUGGCGUCGUCAGCGAUGUGGCUGGUGCGUUGGCGCGUGGGGAGUACGCGCAUGUGAUUCCUGGAUCGAGGUUCCAGAUUAAAGCAUUUGAAUUUGCCUCGAAAUCGUCGAAGAGUAGUGGCAAAAGUGGCAAGUCAGGUGGCAAAAAGAAAAAGAAAGGUGCCAAGUAG